AUGAUGGAGAAUUCUGGCUAUGAGCGUGUCAGAAAUUAUGAUGAAUGUGAUGAAAAUGAAGAAAGGAUACAUCUCAAUCCAAUUAAUAGAACAAAGAAAGAUGCCAAAGAAAAUGGUGAUGUAGAGAUGGCUAAUUUGCAAGUCUCAGAAUCAAGACGUGGCAUUAUAUUUUCCAAUGCAAAAGAUAAUAAUAAUAAUACUAAUAAUAAAAAUGAUCGUCUUGUUUCACUAGAUAUUUUUCGAGGUCUUACCGUCACUCUUAUGAUAUUUGUGGAUCAUGCUGGUAGACUCUUUCCAGGGAUUAAUCAUUCGCCAUGGAAUGGUUUAACAUUAGCAGAUUUUGUCAUGCCAUUUUUCCUUUUUAUUGUUGGUGUCUCACUUGCACUCACAUACAAGAGAUUAUCUUCUGGAAUUAUUGCAACUAGAAAGGCAAUUAUACGAGCUCUUAAGCUUCUAUCAAUAGGUGUUUUUCUUCAAGGAGGUUUUAUUCAUGGUCUCAAUGAUUUAACAUAUGGAGUGGAUAUAAAACAAAUAAGAUGGAUGGGAAUACUACAGAGAAUUGCUAUAGCAUAUUUGGUUGCGGCAUUAUGUGAAAUUUGGUUGAAGUGUAAUGAUUCUGUUAAUUCAGUUUUGUCUCUAUUAAGGAAGUAUAGAUACCAGGGGGCUGUGGUGUUCUUUCUUAGCAUCUUUUAUCUUUGCUUACUUUAUGGGUUGUAUGUUCCUGAUUGGGAGUUUCAAAUUCCAAAUGUACCUCCAAAGACAUAUUUAGUCAAAUGUGGUGUAAGGGGUGACACAGGACCAGCUUGUAAUGCUGUUGGAAUGAUUGAUCGAACGAUUUUAGGUAUACAACAUUUGUACAAGAAACCAAUAUAUGCAAGAAAGCAUGAAUGUAGUAUUAAUUCUCCUAAUUAUGGACCAUUGCCUCCUAAUGCUCCUUCUUGGUGUCAAGCCCCUUUUGAUCCUGAAGGAUUUUUGAGUUCUCUGAUGGCUGUUGUAACCUGCUUUGUUGGCCUCCAUUAUGGGCAUAUUAUAAUUCAUUUUAAGGACCAUAGAGUGAGAAUUUUUCAGUGGAUGUCCCUAACUUGUUUUCUUGUAGUUUUGGGGCUAAUAUUGGACAUAAUUGGAAUGCACAUAAACAAACCUCUUUACACACUUAGUUAUAUGUGUGUGACUGCUGGAGCUGCUGGUAUCCUCUUAGCCGGAAUAUAUUAUAUGGUUGAUGUUUGUGGAUAUAGAUACAAGAUUAGGUUUCUAGAAUGGAUGGGUAAGAAUGCACUAAUGAUUUACAUAAUUGCCACUUGCAACCUCAUUCCUGUUGUGCUCCAAGGAUUUUAUUGGGGAGAACCUCGCAAUAACAUUCUCAAGUUGAUUGGAAUUGGACGUUGA
Molecule: messenger RNA, 1386 nt
Organism: Arachis stenosperma
Lineage: Eukaryota; Viridiplantae; Streptophyta; Magnoliopsida; Fabales; Fabaceae
Exons: 13
Coding region: 1-1386 (461 amino acids)
Source: RefSeq, a predicted model, not a curated record